AUGGCUGCCGCUCGCCUUGUUCUGCGCUCUUCGCGCGCUGCGCUUUCAUAUGCGCGCCCCUUCAGCGCCUCCGCGUUCCGCUUCAAGGACCUCAAUGAGCGCGGCAAUGACAACGUCGAUGAGCACCGCAAGAGACAGAUGGAGAAGCCGCUCAACCCGCACAUGACGAACACCACCUCGACCAUUGCUAAUGAGCUGCCCUCAAUCGGCAAAGACGGCCCGCCGCCCGAAAUGCUCAGCUCGGUCGACCCCAACUUCGUGCCCAAGGACGCGGUGCCUGAGAAGACGCAGCAUAUGACCGGAGGCACUCAGAAAGGCGCGCCCGAGGCCGGUGUGAAUUCUGAGCUGCAGGUCGGCGAGCUCGAAGGUGCCAAGUUCCGCAUCGAGCCUAUCCAAAGGGUUGGCGAGGAUUCCAACACCAUGCGGGCAAGGUUAAUCUACCAGAGUCGGAAGCGCGGCAUCCUCGAAAGUGACCUUCUUCUGUCCACCUUUGCCGAUGCCAACCUGGGAUCAAUGUCGGCCGAAGAGCUGCGCGAGUACGAUCGGUUCCUUGAUGAGAACGACUGGGACAUCUACUACUGGGCUACACAAGAACCCGCUCCGACAUCGAGGGAGACUGCCGAGGGUUCCGGUGCGGACUUGGCCACGCCAACCGCACAGGGCAAAUCGCAGGAGACUUGGAGCAGCGGCCAGCCCAAGUCUGGAGAAUGGGCUCAAACUGUCGGCACUUUCAAGCCUGCCUACAGGCCAGUGCCUCAGCGUUGGAAGAACUCGACCCUCUUGACGAAGCUGCGGGAACACGUGAGGGCUCGCAGUGCUGGCGGCGUCCAUCCCGGUGACGCAAAGGUCGGUAACGAGUCAGCAAAGGCAGGCACUGGUGGUGGUGGUCUAGGAAGGAUGCCCGAGCUGAAGACGUUCGAUCAGUAG
Messenger RNA from Lasiodiplodia theobromae, 927 nucleotides. Its product is annotated as TPR domain-containing protein. The record is from RefSeq and is a predicted model, not a curated record. Bases 1 to 927 code for a protein of 308 amino acids. The transcript has 2 exons. Gene Ontology annotation, biological process: tricarboxylic acid cycle; mitochondrial electron transport, succinate to ubiquinone; protein-FAD linkage. NCBI's taxonomy places the organism in Eukaryota, Fungi, Ascomycota, Dothideomycetes, Botryosphaeriales, Botryosphaeriaceae. Gene Ontology annotation, cellular component: mitochondrion.